UGUGUAUAUAUUGUAAAGGAAGCAAGUGUUAGCAUGUGCUUACUGAUAACUCAAGACUGAUUGCAAAGUAAUAGCGCUAUCUGCGCGGGAGUAAUGCUUCCAUCACAGAAUGCCGCAUUUCACAAAAGCCGGUUCAAGUUCGGCUCUAAAGAAAGGUUCAGUCUGCUUCUCCUGGAGCCCGGUGAAACGUUUUUCAAAGACUAUCUAAUUAACGUGCAAGCAACACCUUUAAGUCAGGUUACUUCGAAAGUAGACGGGGUAGAUUGGCACAGUGCCAAACUAAGAGUAUGUUCAAAAUCAGUGGUAUUCGAACCCCCUUCGAAUGAUCUCUCGGCACUGGUCAAAGUGCUGUACCGGGAUAUGAAAAAUGUUCCUGGAAGUGAAGUUGUUACAUUAUGUGACGGCUCCAUUGAGUGCAGGUGGAUAUUUGAGUCAAAGAGACACACUUUAAUGCUCGAAAAUGGAGUGGUGAAACCAUUCUCCUCUGUUGUGGAGGACUUCAGAUUUGAGUUUGUGCUCAUCUUCAGUAGCUCGAAUGAUAUUCUUUACUCUCAAAUAACUAAACUGUGGCAGGCUUCCACGGAGGCCUCAAAACUCACCGUCAGCGACCAAGACCAUAUCAGAGAAGCGAUUGUUGAUAGUGCAUUGGCUAUGCUGAACUUCGACAAGAAAUGGCUGGACCGCAACGAGAACAUUCUUCUAGAAGAGAACUGUAAGAGUAUAGGACCACUUACAGCCAGGCCGGGACUGAUGGUGCUAACAGAUAAGAACCUUUUCUUCGUACCAAUCAACGACGCUUCGGAGUUGCAGAAAUUUGAGAUCACAGCUAUAAAACGAGCACUGAGAAGAAGAUACGCUCUGCAAAGCACGGGCGUGGAAAUCUAUUGUGAGGAGCGGAGUUUAGUAAGUGAUAUCUACGUGGCCUUCUCCUCCUAUGAGAGAAGGGAGAUAUUUCUGAACAAACUGGCCCAGGAGAAGAAAGAAAAGACGCCACACCUCAAGUCUAUCUGUGUAGAUAAGAAUCUGGGAGAAUUAACUACAGUUACUCACAAAUGGAGACGGAGGGAGAUAUCAAACUUUGACUAUAUAUUCUAUUUGAACUUACUGGCCGACCGGAGUAUUAAUGACAUCCACCAGUAUCCUGUGUUCCCAUGGGUCAUCAGUGACUACACGUCAAAAGAGUUAGAUCUGGAAAAGCCUGUUAGCUUUCGGGACCUGUCGAAGCCUGUGGGUGCCUUAAACGCAGACAGACUCGCCAGUCUUCGAGAACGAUACGAGCAAAUGCCAGAUCCCAAAUUCCUCUUCGGCACUCACUACUCUGCGCCUGCCUUUGUGUUGUUCUAUCUGGUGAGACUAGUGCCGGAGUGUGUGUUGUGUCUGCAGAAUGGCCAUCUAGAUCAGCCAGACAGGACUUUCCACUCCAUCCCAGAACUGUGGAAUAAUGUCAAUUAUUGUCCACAUGAUUUCAAAGAGUUGAUUCCUGAGUUCUUCGAUGGAGAUGGGGAGUUUCUGAUGAACACCAGGAAACUGGACUUCGGAGUGAGGGACGACGGGGCCAGGAUCAACCACGUGAUACUUCCCCCAUGGGCUAAAGGUUCGGCCAAAAGCUUCAUCGACAUGAACCGGAAAGCACUUGAAAGUGAGUAUGUCUCAGACAACCUACACCACUGGGUGGACCUGAUAUUCGGCUACAAGCAGAAGGGUCCAGUGGCCGACCAGUGGGACAAUCUGUUCCACCCACUCACGUACGAGGGGGGUUACGAACAGGCCCUGAAGGAGAGUGGAUCAUACACUGGCAAUACUGUGAAUGCACUCAAAACACAAGUUCUGGAGUUUGGCCAGUGUCCGGUGCAACUGUUCACGAAGCCACACCUCCCGCGCAACUUCAACACAAAUCACACUGAUCAACAACAGACUCAGAUGCAGAGUAUUUUGAACAUGAAGGGAAAUCUGAAAAUGCACAGCAACAAUGUGAACUCAUCGGUUGUUCAAGCGGAAACGAAACAUGGGCCGAAGCACAAACAGAGUAAUACAAAUCAGAAGGGAUUUUCAUCAGUAUCAGUGCCAGAUUUGAUUAAUCCGAAUUUCGAUCUUCCCGACUCGUUUUUCACUGACAACACAAUACAACCUCCUCAGAAUGGACUGAAGCCGCUCAAAAUCCAGACAGAUCUGGAAAAGGCUGAACUGAACAGCAAGAAGCUUGAUUUCUCAGCGUCUCUACCCGCCGCCCCCAAGGAGUCCCAAUCAGUGGGGAGGGGAAGUGUGUUUUCAAGUGCAUGGAGGAAAAUAUCCGGUCGCUCACGUGAAAUUUCCAACCCAGAAUCGCCAUCGAGCUUGUCGGAUAGAAGCAGGAGUUCUCUGAUUGGCUCCCCAAAUGGAGACUUAGAUGACAGUAGUGACAACAGGUCGACAAUGACACAAGAAAGGAUGGAUGCGGAUGAAGUGAAACCAGUUUACAACAUAGCUAAUCUUAGACAUAGAAUGGUGCUAUCAUUAUGUGACAACAAGCGAGGCAAGUUCACAGUCAACGCAAUGGACGUGGACUCCUCAGGAGAGCUGGUUGCUCUGGCUCUGCAGGACGGUAAAGUCCUGGUCCUAUCAACCACAGACAGCAAACCCAUUCUUACUCUCAGAGUUCCCUCUAAAAAGCCCCUGAAAUGCUGCAAGUUUCUCAACAAGAAAAACCUAAUAAUCUAUGGAUCAGAAGAUGGCAUUAUCCAUGUGCUGUCAGUUAAACUGUGCAAAUUAGUGUCUUCAUUUGAAGCCUAUGCUUGUCUGGGAUCCAUUUCAAAUAUCAGCCUUUCUCUCUCAAAUGCUCUGUUGGCAAUCACUUUUGACAAACACCAUUUUGUAAAGCUAUUAUCCCUUGUAAAUGUGACAUCCACCAGUUGUGCACUCGAAGAGAGGAGUGAAUUGGACGAAUGUGUUCAAAGCAGAAUCACAUAUCUGAGUCUGGAUGAGAGUAAUACCACAUGUGCGUACGACGAACAUGAACAACAACAGUCAGAGUUUAAUCAGACGUCUCCUAAUAGUUCGAGUGAGUCAUCCUCUUAUUCUCCCUCCUCCAUCCCCAUAUCAGACGGGGGAGGCAGUGUGAAUGAAGUAGUAGUGGCAGCAGAGACAGAGGGUGGGGACUACAGACAGAGACUGGAAGCGAACACUCUUUUGAUAGUUGGCACUGAGAGUGGAGAUGUGUGUGUAGUGGAUGCACUACUGAAUACAGUCGAACAUCAUCUCACACUAGAAUUCAACGAUGCAAUCUUAGCCGCCAAAGUGAACAACAGCGAGACACUUCUCUUAGCGUGCAGCUUCACCCAGAUCAAACUAAUCAAUAUAGGCCAGAAGCCCUACCUGCCCCUGAUGAAGUCGGAGACUCUCUCGCCCUCGCCAGUGGGGUGUGCAUUGUGUGUGAAUGUGGAACAGAUACUGUAUGUGCAUCAGGAGGGGUCGGUGUUGAAUAAACUGGACUGCUUGUCUGGAAUGGUGGCCGAUAAAAGACUGGAAGGUAAUAGCAUGGACGUAUUGAGUCUGUCUCGCAACAACCGCCACUUGGCCAUUCUCUGUCGCAACAACACACAACUCAGCAUCGUCCUAUACCAGGCAUCAAAUUAGGAGUUAUUACAAUUCUAAGUGGAACAUGUUAAUUAGAAGGCAUCGAAUUGGGAAACGAAACACGAGUAUGAGUUUGUUUCUAUGUUAAACUGUGCACAGAUGAAUAACAAGGAUCGCUGAAAAUCCAGAUUAAUCAGAUUUGACUGCUGAUGAUCAAUGCCCCAAGGUCAAAAUAGCCCAGUUUCGCCCACCACAUAUCGAGGACGCCUCAAAAUGUAAAAAAAAGUUUCGAUCAGUUUAUCUUCCAGUACAUCCGAGUAUGCAACCAACCGAAUGUGUGUCUCGCUUGCAACAUAUCACGUGACUUAUAUAUCUGGAGUGCAAAAGCUCUAUCUCUGAAUCUAUCGUUCUCUUAGUUGUCAGUUGUCUUUCAUUCUUGAAUCUUUCAUUUAAAUGGGGAUUGGCGAAACAUCUCUCGCAUAAGCGAAUUUUUGACAAAAUUUUUUUAUCCAAGAUUUUUUAGAUUAUUCUUU
This is a messenger RNA of Symsagittifera roscoffensis, 4085 nucleotides long. Its product is annotated as BEACH domain-containing protein lvsF-like. Gene Ontology annotation, cellular component: membrane; cytosol. Gene Ontology annotation, molecular function: protein kinase binding. Gene Ontology annotation, biological process: intracellular protein localization. Lineage: Eukaryota; Metazoa; Xenacoelomorpha; Acoela; Convolutidae. The coding region runs from base 94 to 3612 and encodes 1172 amino acids. The transcript has 22 exons. The record is from RefSeq and is a predicted model, not a curated record.